GGCCAAGGUCUCGAAGGUCAAAAAAAAAGAUAAAGUCGGACGAGAAACGUCCAAGGACGGCCUUCACAACAGACCAGCUAGCUCGACUUAAGGCAGAAUUCCAAGAAAACCGCUACCUGACAGAAAAGAGACGACAAGACUUAGCUCGUGAGUUACAGCUUAACGAGUCCCAGAUCAAGAUCUGGUUUCAGAAUAAACGGGCCAAGAUUAAGAAGGCCACCGGCCAUACUAACACCCUAGCUCUACAGCUAAUGGCCCAGGGCUUGUACAACCAUACUACAGUCCCUGUUCAUAAUGAACUGGACGACACAGAUUCCUCGUAA
This is a messenger RNA of Limulus polyphemus (Atlantic horseshoe crab), 323 nucleotides long. RefSeq names its product homeobox protein engrailed-like A. The annotation marks the transcript as partial. Gene Ontology annotation, cellular component: nucleus. Gene Ontology annotation, molecular function: DNA-binding transcription factor activity, RNA polymerase II-specific; RNA polymerase II cis-regulatory region sequence-specific DNA binding. The transcript has a single exon. NCBI's taxonomy places the organism in Eukaryota, Metazoa, Arthropoda, Merostomata, Xiphosura, Limulidae. The record is from RefSeq and is a predicted model, not a curated record. Gene Ontology annotation, biological process: multicellular organism development; regulation of transcription by RNA polymerase II; neuron differentiation.